Molecule: messenger RNA, 2400 nt
Organism: Acanthosepion pharaonis
Lineage: Eukaryota; Metazoa; Mollusca; Cephalopoda; Sepiida; Sepiidae
Source: the annotation of a GenBank genome assembly
AUGAGCUCUUUCUUUCUUUCAUUAUUUUGGUCUCCCUUCCUUACCUACCUCCGCAGAGUGAGUUCAACAUCGGAAUUCAUUGCUUUGUUGCACUUGCCGUGGGCGUCCGGGGGGGUCGGGUAUCUGUGCGUGAAACUGUUGGUCGGCUUGAGAAUUAGAGCAGAAACACCAAACACCGGUUUCUCAAUCACCCAAAAUUAUUAUUAUUAUUAUUAUUAUUAUUAUUAUUAUUAUUAUUAUUAUUAUUAUUAUUAUUUCUCUUUACUCUUUUGUUCUUGUCUCUUCUUUCUUUUCCAUCAUCAUCAUCAUCAUCAUCAUCAUCAUCAUCAUUUUUUUAUAAAUAAUUCUUUUUCUUCUCUUUCUUUUUUUUUCUAUUAUUAUUUCUCUCUUUUUCUUCACUUAUUUUUCCCUUUCUUUUUUCUUUUUAUUUAUUUAUUUAUUCCUCCCGUUUCUUCUUUCUUUUCUUCACUUCUUUUUUUCUUUUCUUUUUAUUUAUUUAUUUGUUCCUCCCGUUUCUUCUUUCUUUUCUUCACUACUUUUUUCCUUUUCUUUUUUCCUUUUUUUUCUACUUUAUCUUCUUAUUCGCUUUUUAUUCUUUUUUUCUUUUUCUCAGUUUCCAAAAUCUUUUCUUUCUUUUUCCUUUUUUUUUUUUUUGCUUGCAUUCUCUCAUUCCAUUUCUUUCUUUCUUUUACCUCCUUUUCCUCUUUCCGAACAGAAAAACAACAAAGACAGGGAAAGUCGUCAUCACGCAACAACAUUUUCUUCUUCUUCUUCUUCUUCUUCUUCUUCUUCUUCUUCUUCUUCUUCUUCUUCUUUUUCUUCAUUUUCUUCUUUUUCUUCUUCUUCUUCUUCUUCUUCUUUUUCUUCUUCUUCUUCUCCUUCUUCUCCUUCUUUGUUUUCCCUUUACAGUGUUUUUGCAAAACUUGCAUUGUUCGGUAUUUGGAGAGUAGCAAAUAUUGUCCGAUCUGUGAUGUUCUGGUUCACAAAACACGGCCAUUACAGCAUAUUAGACAAGAUCAAAUCCUGCAAAACCUUGUAUAUAAGAUGGUCCCCGGACUUUUUACAAAUGAGAUGAAAAGACGGCGAGAUUAUUAUGUAAAACACCCUUGCCCAGCCACCCAUCAGCCCUGUGGUUCCGUGGACAGCGAAGCGAACGGCGUCUUACAGGGCGGAGACGGAUCACGUGUUCAUGAACGGAUUAUCUAUUCAGAGGAUGAGAAAAUUAGUCUAUCUCUGGAAUUCAGUUCAAAUGGCUGCCCUCCAGAUUGUUGUCAUCGCCAAGAAGAGAGUGACAGACUAAAGUUAAACCUUUUGCGGGUUGCUGGAAAAUACCGUGUUAAAAAAAAGAAGAUCUCAGCAUUGGUCUCAGACUGCCGUUAUCUUCUGUGUCCUGCCUCGGUAACUGUGGCUCAUCUCAAAAAAUUUAUUCGAAUGAAGUUCUCCCUAUCACCACGGUAUAAGAUUGAUAUUUUCCACACGGACGAAUCCCUCGAUGAUGACUAUACGUUGAUUGACAUUGCAUAUAUAUACACUUGGCGACGGAGAGGCCCCCUUCGUUUGUUUUACAGCGUCUACGAAAAUCCCGCCAAGCGUAUCAAGUUCUCUGAACCAAGCGAACUGGAAGUUUCUAGCCCGACUUCCGCCUCUACCGACACCCACAGGGUGACAGCUACCAUUCCACACCCGGCUCAGAACGGGGAUAAAUCAGACAGUGAACCGGUGAAGGAAUCAGCGCGAGGAGGAGGAGGAGGAGGAGGCGGUGGCAGCGCCGGAGGAGGGGCGGUGUCCAGCGCCAAUUCUUCCACUGCACUCAGUCCUGCAUCGGUUAUCACCAACACGACACUCAGUCCAACAACCACCAUCACGGCGGUGUCGGCAACAGCGGCUGCGGCGGCAGCAGCAGCAGCAGUAGGAGGCGGUGGAGCUGUGGGAGGUGGAAUUGGAGCCGUCGGUGCUGGGAGUCUGGCAUCCACAUCGCCGAGAGCGACCACCUCCAGUGGAGGCGGUGGAGCGGCGUCGGCCCCGUCGACCCGGUCGACCAAUAGCAUCAGCACUGCUAGCACGACAAUUCUGACUUCGACCAACAGCAAAGGCACAGCUUCCGGUAACACAACGGAAGUGAAAAGUCCCCAGCUGCUCACAUCGGCUGUCAUGGCUGCUAAUCCUAAUCUCACCUUCAAGACUCCAGAAGAUGAGAAAUUCGACCGGCCAAAGGAAUUUAAAGAACCGGUCUAUAAUGGCCAAGUACUAAAUGGACACGAAGAGAACGUUAUUGUGAAAAAAGAGCCUGUGACCGAUGUCUUUCUCUCUCUCUCUCUCUCUUUCUCCCCCCCCCUCUCUCUCUCUCUCUCUCUCUCUCUCUCUCUCUCUCUCUCUCUCUCUCUCUCUCUCAAACUGUAA